Molecule: messenger RNA, 471 nt
Organism: Trypanosoma rangeli
Lineage: Eukaryota; Euglenozoa; Kinetoplastea; Trypanosomatida; Trypanosomatidae
Exons: 1
Coding region: 1-471 (156 amino acids)
Biological process (GO): iron-sulfur cluster assembly
Cellular component (GO): mitochondrion
Molecular function (GO): iron ion binding; 2 iron, 2 sulfur cluster binding; 4 iron, 4 sulfur cluster binding
Source: RefSeq, a predicted model, not a curated record
AUGCUUCGGCGGUCGUACCUGUUGUUUUGCGUUCCGCCCCUAUCUGCGGUGUACGGACACAACUUCUCCGUGUCUGGCCGUGUCUGGCGGCAUAUUUGCAAGAAGAACGCGGAGGAGGGCUUCCCCAACGACCAGCGCUUUCUGCGACUGGCGGUUGACUCGGGGGGCUGUCACGGUUACAAGUACAACUUCUCCUUCGAAGAGAACACCGCACUCGUGCCGGAGGAUGACGUUGUCGUAGCCGAGACGGAUGUGGUGCCCGCCGGCGCGGCAGACAGCAGUGGGGCGCAGCCGUCACCACGCGUGGUGGUCGACAAGUACUCGCUGACGAAGCUGCAGGCGGCCGUGAUUGACUUUCACUCCGAGCUCAAGGGGUCCGCCUUUGUGGUCGUCGGAAAUGAGCUGGUCGACGAAUCCUGCGCCUGCGCCAUGUCCUUUUCCAUCAAAAAGCGGCAGCAGCAACGUAACUGA